This is a messenger RNA of Solanum tuberosum (potato), 654 nucleotides long. RefSeq names its product F-box/kelch-repeat protein At3g23880-like. The coding region runs from base 1 to 654 and encodes 217 amino acids. NCBI's taxonomy places the organism in Eukaryota, Viridiplantae, Streptophyta, Magnoliopsida, Solanales, Solanaceae. Gene Ontology annotation, molecular function: protein binding. The record is from RefSeq and is a predicted model, not a curated record. The transcript has a single exon.
AUGAAAUCUGAAGCUUCUCAUCGACGGCCAAAAGGGUGGGAACUGAGAAAGGGUACUGAAAUUCCAAGCAAAGAUUCAAUGGGGAGUUUGCCAGAAGAACUGAUCAUUGCAAUUCUUGUAAGGGUUCCAGUUAAAUACCUCUUACAGUUCAAAUGUGUUUCCAAAUAUUGGUUUAAUUUGAUUUCCAGCCCUGAAUUUGUGAAAACCCAUCUUAGUUUUUCUGCUAAGGAUUAUACCCGCCAUAUAUCUCUGUUGCAAUUGGAUACACAAUAUACUAAUAUUAAAUACUGUUCUGUUAGCUCUUUAUUUCAUAACUCUGUUAAUGAGGCACUUGAUUUGGAUUGUCCCAUGAACAAUCCACCUCAAUGUCUCUAUAUUUUGGGUUCUGUUAAUGGGUUGGUUUGUCUUUCCGAUGGGUUUGAUGGGUUGGUGAUAUGGAAUCCAUCUAUUAGAAAGUUCAACAAAGUGUUUGACUAUGUGCCUACACAGAUACAUGAGUGCUGGUCCAUUUAUGGUUUUGGAUAUGAUGAGGUUCAUCACGAUUAUAAGGUAGUGGGUAUUUUUUGUAACAUGACUGAGGCCUUUUUCAAGGCCGCAAUAUAUAGUUUAAACAGUGAUUCUUGGAAAACACUUGAAGAUUUUAAACCUGGGUGA